GUAAGGUUUUUUUUGUUUGUUUACAAUGAAUCCAUCUAAUAUCUUCGGUAGGCAGCAAGGUGCCUUUCAGGUACCCAGUAACGCCAGUCAGAGCAGUGGCAUGUUUCAGUCAUUUAGUCAGCAGGGCACAGGCAGCACAACACCAAAUGUGGGCUUUGGACAGACAUCAACAUUUGGCCAGCCUUCAACAUUCAGCCAGCAGUCAGGUUUUGGACAGGCAUCUGGACAAUCAUCUGGCUUUGGUCAAACACCAUCAUUUGGCCAGACAUCCUCUUUUGGUCAAAGUGGUGGGCUGGGACAGUCCUCAUCGUUCUCCUCCAUAGCUCAAGCACCUGCAUUUGGACAGUCACCUUUGGGUCAGGGGACACUUGGAUUUGGAGUAUCUCCUUCAUCUACUGGACAGAAUCAAACUCCUGCUUUUGGUAAUGUGCCAGCAUUUGGACAAACUUCUGCGUUCGGUCAAACCUCUGCAUUUGGACACCCCACGUCUCCAUUUGCCCUUUCUUCUGGUAACUCGCAACUGUCCGCUAGUUCCAUCAGCACUGGAGCAUCUCAGCCUAGCUUUGGCCAAACAUCUUUUGGUCAGUCAUCAGCCUUUUCUUUGCCAACUGCCACCUCAACCUCUGCUAUGAGUGGCCAAAGCAAUAUUCAGACUGGUGGCUUUGGAACAAAGUUUAGCUUUAAGCCACCAAACGAAUCUGUAUUCAAACCUAUUUUCAGCGUCAGUCCAGAGCCUUCCAACUCUCAGUCUGCUCCUGAAAUUUUGAGUUUAGCCAAGCCAACUGCAAGUGGCUCAAACAGCAGUGGACCUAGUAGCUCUGGUUUUUCACCUUUCACAGGUAUAAAGUCAAGCACUCUGGGCUUCAGCUUCUCCCAGCCUGGAGCAGCCCCCUCUGCCUCAGUCACAAGUGCUAACGUUUCUCAGACAGAGGCACUUGGUGCAAACUCUCUCCAGUUCACAUUCUCUCAACCUGCAAAUCCCUCCAGUAGCAGCAGCAUCAUCACUGCUGCUCAACCCACCACUGUUCCCAGCAAUUCUUCCUCAUUCAGCUUCUCAGCAAAGGUCCUCCAUCCCCAGACAGAAGUUAAGAUGUCUCAGAUUGGUAGUAUGCCUUUUGGCCAACCAACAUUAUUCAGAGGUCCAAAAUCUGCACAGAGCCUUGAGGGGAGAGUAGGAGAUGAGGAGAGCUCAGGAGAGACAGCUUUUGGUAGUUUUGGAAAGGGCAUGAAACGGAAAGAAGAGCCUGUUGACCCUGUUGAUGCAAGCCAAGAAAAAAGUUCCAAAGUUGAUGAGCCUCAAGGUAGAGGUGAUGCCUCAAGGCAUCUAUCCAAGCGCCCCCUACUUAGAAGUCGAGGGCCUACUGGUGGACUGUUCAAAAAUGCUUUGAGUGAUCUGAUGAAGACAUCGGCUCCCAUGAUCAAGAAAGAAGAUCACCCUGUGGACUGGAGUCAUGAGGAUAGGCCAGAGGCCCCUGUUCCUAAUGCUGAUAUACCAGUCGCUCCACCCAGAGCUCUGGUUCCCAUAAGACAUGUUAUGGAAAAAGCAGAGACACCAGCUCCAGAGCCUGAACCUGAAAUAAUCACCCCAGUCCGAAGGGCUAAACGUGGGGAGAGCACUGACAGCCUAGGUGGUCUUUCUCCCUCUGAAGCCACUGCUAUACAGUGCAAAGGAAUCCCACCCACCCUCAACCGGAAAGACCUAAUUGAGAAACAUUUUGGUCGCUUUGGGAAAAUGCGGAGAGUGUACUGCAAACCUGCAAAAAAUCUUGCCAUUGUGCAUUUCCUCGAUCAUGCAUCAGCUGCAAAGGCAAAAAAGAGAGGUAAACAUUUCCAGGGGAGUGAAAUCCAAAUCUUUUGGCAAAGAAAGAAACAAAGUCCAAGUGACAAAGCAACAGGACCUUCAGAGGUCAAGGAAGUUGCAGAAGGGGAGUCAAGACCAGUGGUUCCUCAAGUCACUCCACUUUCCAGAAAACCUCUGCCCAGAUCUCCAGUGGUCGGCAGCUCUGGCUCCCUCACUCAAGGUUCUCCUGCCAAGAAACCCAAUGUAGCAAAAACCCUGCAGUUUGACAGUGAAUCACAACAGGAUGUCUGCUCAAUGGGACAGAGCAUGGAUCGACCGGCAAUCAACCUGCCCUCAUCCCUUCAGCAUCUGAUUGGUCAGCUGGCUGAGACAUCAGAGGAAAAGUAUCGUCUCCUUGAGCAGAAAGACAAGAUCCUUCGACAAUCUCGCCCUAAGAGAACAGACUUGGAUAUGUCCAAAGUGUUUGUGGGAACCUGUCCUGAUAUGUGCCCAGAGAAGGAGCGCUACAUGAGGGAAACCCGCAAUCAACUCAGUGUCUUUGAGCUCAUUUCAGAGACAGAAAAGGUGGACCAUUGUGCUGCCAUUAAAGAAUACAGCAGAUCAUCAGCUGACCAGGAGGAGCCUCUCCCUCAUGAGCUGCGACCUCUGCCAGUGCUGAGCAUGACCAUGGACUACCUGGUCACUCAGAUAAUGGACCAGGGAGAAGGCAACUGCCGUGAUUGGUAUGACUUUGUUUGGAACAGAACCAGAGGAAUUCGCAAGGACAUUACCCAGCAGCAUCUCUGCGACCCAACAACUGUGUCUCUCAUAGAAAAGUGCACUCGCUUCCACAUCCACUGUGCCCACCACCUAUGUGAGGAACCUAUGAUGUCCUUUGAUGCCAAAAUCAAUAACGAGAACAUGACCAAAUGCCUUCAAAGCCUGAAGGAAAUGUAUCAGGAUCUGGCCACUAAGGAAGUGUACUGCCCCCGUGAGGCUGAAUUCCGCCAGUACAAUGUGCUGCUCAAACUUAAUGAUGGAGAUAUUCUUCGGGAGGUGCAGCAGUUUCGUAAAGAGGUCCGGGACUCACCAGCGGUGAAGUUUGCAGUACAAGCUUUUGCAGCCCUCAACAGCAACAACUUUGUCAGGUUCUUCAAGCUGGUAAAUGCAGCAUCUUAUCUGGCUAGCUGCAUUCUUCACAGAUACUUUAACCAGGUGAGACGCUCUGCACUGAAGGCCCUGAAUAUAGCGUACACUGUGGGCUCUCAGAGGUCCACCACCUUCCCUGUGGAUGACCUAGUCCGAAUGCUUAUGUUCCGCAGUGCUUCUGAAGCAACUGAUUUUUUGCAGCAGUAUGGGCUCAGUGUCACUGAAGGCAUGGUUGAGCUGAGCCGUACAGCCUAUCAGGAGCCAGAUCUGCCUCUGCCACAGAGGAAGUCUGUGGCCAUCGAGAAGAAGAGGUUGGUGCUGAUUGGGGAGGUUGUGAAUGGAGGACCUCUUCCCAACCCACCGCAGCACACUCCAGUUUGCAGCUUCGACUCGAACAACAAAUACAGAGGGGACCCAACUCCCUUUGAGCCAGUGACAGUGGACGUGCUUCCUCAGAGACAGGAAAUGAAACCCCUGGUUGAGAUGGAACCAAGGCCGGAGGUUAAAUCCAAGCUACUGGUAGAGCCAAGGAUAUUUGUUGAGCCCCCUACAGCAGUGGAGUUGUGCCAGCCUGGCAUCACAGCAGAGACUGGGGAGUCAUCCCAGGCUACAGUACCAGGGCUGCCAGUGAACCCAGAUCUGAUAUUCCAGCCCAUAAUACAGCCUCAACCUGUCAGACCCCCAUCGCCUCCUUCUAAACCAGAGCCAGCCUACACUGAUCAGGAUCUAAUGGCUGAAGUGGACUCCAUGAUGGAAGAAGUUCUGGAGGCUGAGGUCUCAGACAUGGCUAAAGCUGGGGCUGAAUAUGUGUCUGUAGCUCUCAAUGUGAGUGAGAAUGAGCUGGAAACUGUGCUUAGUGAGGUUGUUGCCCAGAUGCUGAAAGAUUUGUCAGCAUCUGAGAUCACCGCUGAAAAGGAGAGAAUUGCUGAAGAGAAACGUAAGCUGGAAGAAGCCAGGCGGAGACAAGAACAUGAGGCUUUUCUGGAUAAGCUGAGUUCAGAGCUGUGUGCUGGGAUCAUUGAGGAGGUCCUUACACAGUACACCAAAGAAAUAGCUGAUGGAGAGAGAAAAUUUGCAUUGGAGGAGAAGGCUGCACGUUUGGCUCGUUGCUCAGAGGAGGUAUGUAAUGACUUGGUGGAGGAGACGCUGGACUUGGAAAUCGCUCAGCUUGGAAAAGAGGUUUUAGAUAUGGAGUUACGACGGAUACACAAGUUCAUCAAGAGGUGGCGUGACGUGGUAGCAGUACGCAGACAGCUAAAGAGACAGAUGCGCGGUUUCCCUGCGGCCCCUUGCUGUGUGGACCCUCGUUUCAAGCUGAAAGCCUUGGCACCUAGUGCUCCAUCUGCUCCCUGUGUGGACACCCUCGCUCAGGGCUUUAUCAGCCUGGGUAAUGCAGGGAACAUGGUUGUGUCCUGCACAAGAUUACUGAAAACAAGGAGCGACAUCAUCCAUCAGAUGAGAGUGAACUUCUACUAUAAUUUGUUAUUAAGUGAACGUGUGUGGAAUCCUCUUGAUCUACCCACACUGGUGGUUGAAAGCACCCCCAGUCCACCUGAGAGAAUCUUCUGGAAAGCUUCUCUUCUGCUUCCCAGCAAUCAAGAUAAUGAUAUGAGCUUUGCCACCAGCACCUUGACAAAAUGGCUAGAAGUGAAGAUGGGUGGUGGAGAGAGGAUGGAGGAGAGCAUCAGAGUCAUGUCAGAGGUGGAAGGAAAACUGGAAACUCUAUUCAUCAGUAACACCUUGAGAGAUAUUGGACAAAAGACCCACAAAGUUCAUGUCUGUGUAAAGGUGAGCCGUGGGCCUCUGAGCAAGGAGGGCCAGAGCCAGUUAAAGGAACAGAAAGAACUCUUGGGCACCAGCGCCCUGCUGUUACUGCUGCCACAUCUGCCCAGCACUGGUCUCACUGACCUUGGGCAGGGUGAUGAGGAUGUGCCUUUGCUGUCUGCUCUUCUUCAGCUGAAGCAGGUGCAAGAGGCUAGUGGCUGGAACUCUGCACUGCCCCUGGCACUGGUCAUACCUGGCCAGUUGGAGGAAGCAAUUACUGAUCAGAAGUUAGAGGAAGUUCUUCAGCUAAAGACCUUAGUUAAUGAUGGGCUCAUCUCAAAAUACAUCUUCAUCCGUGUCUCAGGAAGCACAAGUGAUCUCCAGGGAUCUCAGCAGAUUGGUGAGGCAAUUCGCUGGCUGGUAGCCCACUCUCCAGCCUCUACAGUCCUUUCAUCUCAGCCACUGCUCCAGUUUGUAGAAGGAGGGCUCUGCCGUGAAUUCCAUGCCAGGUUCCACCAUGACAAGCAGGAGCGUAUGCAGGCAGGUCUCUCAUGCCAGGAUGCAAUAGCCAUCAUCCAGCUGUAUAACAGCGUACUGACCUAUCUGGCAGGUUUGGUUAGCUGUGAGAGGCUGAUCGGUGUGUCUUGGCCACCACCUGAGUUCUCUCUACCUGAGACCAGAGACCUUGUGCCUCACCUGGACUGGAAUUCUCCACAGCACUUGGACUGGCUGAAAAGAGCCAUCCUGAGCCUGCAGAUCCCUGAGUGGGAUCUUCCCCCUCAAAAUGCUUCGUGGCCCCGUUUGUGUGCAUCCAUAUUUCAGUAUGUAUCCCAGAUUCCCAGCUCUUCCCAGAGCCAGCCCCUCCUCAUGUCUCGUCUGGAGCACCUGCUUGGAAAUCUGCGUUCCAAAAAGACAGACAUUGAAGAUGAAAAGGAUGGUGAUGAAAAUGCUGGACCUUUUAACCACAUACCUUGGGAUGACAUCUUAUUCCUUUGCAUAGAGCAUCGUAUGAAAGACUGGCAGUUACUAGAGACUCCUGUAGCAAAGGAUGCCAUUAAUGACAAUGGGGAGAUUUUGGUGUACUAUUUCAAAAAACAGCUGAAGGACUUUAAGCCUCCAGAGAGUUGGGUGGCAGCUGUGGAACGCACUCAUAGGGAGAAACAGCAGAACACAGACAGGUCAAAAGUGAGCUCCAGGCAGACUCUGUCCCCAGCGGCACACUUCCCCAGACAGAGGCUGUUCCAGAGUUGGAUAGAGCCAGAGGAGAGCCCCUCUGUGCUUGACAUCACACACACUCCCUCUGCACAGGAGCUGCUACCCCACCGCUUGCUUUUGAAUAUUGAGCAGGAGAGAGCUCAGAGCCAGAGAUUUGAGGAGCAGCUGCAGCGCUGGUUGGAAGUGGAUCACAUUGACUCUGCUUCUAUGCCUCUAUUUAUUCCUUCUACACUACUAUCUGUGCCUGAGAUUUUGACUCCCUCCCGACACCCCCCUGUGUCCACUACCUUCCUCACACAGAAGAUGGAAACAGAUGACCAUGUAGAGAAGGUUCCUUCCACUUGUAGAAAAGAUGUACCCAUAUCUCUAACACAGCGGCUGGCGGAGCUUGAUCGGCUGAUAGUAGCAAAUCAUGAAGAGGAGCUUGCAUGCAGUCUGAAGCUAAAAGGCCUGUUGGAAAUCAUAGAAGACUGAAAAAUUCAUGUUACUGUUCUUUAUUUCCUGAUGUUUGGUUAAUGGUUGGUUUAUCUUUGAGUCAAAAUCAUUGAAUCUGUGUUCAUUUUAAAUGUUUGUUUUACUUUUGAUGUCAUGAAAAUGUUUUCUUUUAGUUUGUCAGGAUUAUGAAAGAAUAUGUGUGGAGCCACUUUCAAAUUUAAACUUUUUAUUAUGUUUUAAAGUAAUGUGAGUGCUACACAUGUUAAUUCAUUUAUAUGAUGCCCAAAUGAAAGUUUAGGAAUGGCUGGCUGUUUUUUGACCAUUUUGUUCAUGCGUGCAUGUGUGUACAUAAUGCCUUACCAUGGUUAUAAUGAAAUGAUGAAAAAUAUAUUUUUGGCAUGUGAGGAUUAUCCAGUGUCUAAGAUAUAUAUAUUUUUCAGGAGACCAAUAAAACAAUGUUUUUAUGCCAUAAA
Molecule: messenger RNA, 6816 nt
Organism: Pygocentrus nattereri (red-bellied piranha)
Lineage: Eukaryota; Metazoa; Chordata; Actinopteri; Characiformes; Serrasalmidae
Product: minichromosome maintenance complex component 3 associated protein
Exons: 28
Coding region: 26-6382 (2118 amino acids)
Biological process (GO): mRNA export from nucleus
Cellular component (GO): transcription export complex 2; nucleus; cytoplasm
Molecular function (GO): RNA binding
Source: RefSeq, a predicted model, not a curated record